AUGAACAUCAUCUUUUGCAAAUGUCCUCUCCUCUUUCAUUCAGGAAUCAAUGUACCAAUUCUUAUCUUUUUCUUGGAGUUAGCAAAGACAUAUAGUACUAAACAUGAAAGUGAUAUUGAUGAUGUUUUGGAAAUGGUAAGAAAAACUGUGAAUGACAAAAUACUGUGCAGUACCUCAAUACCACAGAUACUUGAUUUGCUGUGUGAAUUAGGGGCUGAUCCCAACAGUGCUGACAUGGAGGGAAACACUGCUCUUCACCAUGCAGUUUGUUUGCCAUUUUAUGGAGUGUCAAAAGAGGCAGUAAUGGACUUAGUAAMGAAACUUGAAGAAGUUGGAAUAACAGUUGAUUCAAAAAACCACCAAAGUGAAACACCGCUUCUGUUUUGUUUAACCUUGCACAGUAAUGAUCAACAAAUAUUAGAUGAAAACAGCCAGUUCUCAGCCUUCAAAAUACUUGUAGAAGUCUGUGAAUUUUUGAUAUGCAAUGGAUCAAAUGUUGAAGAGACGACGAAAAAAGGAGACUCUGUUUUACAUUUAAUCAUGAAGCUUUUGCAGAAAAUUCUGGAAUGGCAUGGAAAUACAAGAUUAAAGGAUGCAGUUCAAGUAGGAAUUGAAUUAUUCAUAUUAUUUUCAUCCACCAGCGCAGCCAAAAGGGUCAUCAACAAAAAAGAUGAAAACCUCAACUCACCAAUUCAUCUUUGGGCAUUACUGAAACCACCUCAACAAUGCUUGAGUAAUGUUGCUGAUGGAAGAAGUGUGUUUUCAAAUUUCAUGAAAGAAGUUCUUAAUAAACUUCUGUUCGACCGUGGGACACAAUUGAAUGAACCAAAUGAACGUGGUCAGACUCCCCUACAUCUCUGCAGGACUUGGGCUGCUGUUGAACUCUCGCUUGAUUUUGGAGCAAACCCAAACGUUGUAGAUGUAUUAGGACGUUCACCCCUUAUUGUUGCUGCACACAACAAAACACAUACUUUUUUUUAUCCAGACGUCGCGCUUGACGAUCCAAAAGAUUUUUGGAAACUAACUGCACUUGAGAAAGGUCUUGAUCCUUGGGUAGUUGAUAAAAAUGGAAAUUCUGUUUUGAGUUAUCUCAUUGAAUCAGAAGCUUUGGAUCUAGCCAAAGCCAUGAUUGAUGUUUUUUGUGCAAACAAAAAAGACUUCCCUUCAGCAGACGAAACCACAAAUACAUGUACAAUCUUAAAUAUCUUAUGUAAAGACAACAAAAAUGAACACUGGAAACUAGAAUAUGUUNCCUCCAGUGCAGCCAAAAGGGUCAUCAACAAAAAAGAUGAAAACCUCAACUCACCAAUUCAUCUUUGGGCAUCAUUGGAACCACCUCAACAAUGCUUGAGAGAUGUUGCUAAUGAAGGAAGUGUGUUUUCAGAUUUCAUGAAAAAAGUUCUUAAUAAACUUCUGGUCGACUGUGAUACACAAAUGAAGGAACGAAAUAAACAAGGUCAGACUCCUCUACAUCUCUGCAGAACCUGGGCUGCUGUUGAGCUUUUGCUGGAUUCUGGAGCAAACCCAAAUGUUGUAGAUGUAUUAGGACGUUCACCCCUUAUUGUUGCUGCACAGAACAAAACACACACUUUUUUUUAUCCAGACGUCGAGCUUGACGAUCCAAAAGAUUUUUGGAAACUAACUGCACUUAAGAAAGGUCUUGAUCCUUGGGUAGUCGAUAAACAUGGAAAUUCUGUUUUGAGUUAUCUCAUUGAAUCAGAAGCUGUUGAUCUAGCCAAAGCCAUGAUUGAUGUUUUUUGUGCAAACAAAAAAAACUUCCCUUCAGCAGACGAAACCACAAAUACAUGUACAAUCUUAAAUAUCUUAUGUAAAGACAACAAAAAUGAACCCUGGAAGCGAGAAUAUGUUGAAAAGAUUCUACAAUUCUUGGGAAAACCUCUUUUUGAAAUAAAAUGGUCUAAAACUUCUCCUCUUCAUUCGUGCUGCAGGAAUAUUAUUGAAGCAUCAAAGGAUGAUGGUUCUUCCGUACAAACAACAGUACACUGGGCCAUUGCAAAACUAUUGCUGUCGUAUAAAGCUGAUUGUGCAAUCCCCGAUGAAACAGGCCAGUCUUGUCUGGAGAUAGCAGAAGAGUGUUCAGAGCUGAAAGAACUUUUAAAUAAACAAAUAAAUCCUGAACAAGUGCCUAAUCUUACAAAUUGGAAUCCUGAAGGAUGUGUUGCUAUAAGAGCUUAUGGAAGGGACUCUUUCUCAUUUGCUUAG
Molecule: messenger RNA, 2223 nt
Organism: Actinia tenebrosa (Australian red waratah sea anemone)
Lineage: Eukaryota; Metazoa; Cnidaria; Anthozoa; Actiniaria; Actiniidae
Product: serine/threonine-protein phosphatase 6 regulatory ankyrin repeat subunit B-like
Source: RefSeq, a predicted model, not a curated record